Molecule: messenger RNA, 1141 nt
Organism: Nelumbo nucifera (sacred lotus)
Lineage: Eukaryota; Viridiplantae; Streptophyta; Magnoliopsida; Proteales; Nelumbonaceae
Product: ubiquinol oxidase 2, mitochondrial-like
Biological process (GO): alternative respiration
Cellular component (GO): mitochondrion
Molecular function (GO): alternative oxidase activity
Source: RefSeq, marked provisional
CCAUCUUCAAUUCAAUCCACCAUAAUGAUGAAUUCUAAGUUGGCUGCACUUCUGCUGAAGCAACUCGGCUCAGCGACUGUUCGGACGGUGAUCAUGGAACCUUUAAAUGGAAUCACGACUGAGUCUUCCUGUUUUCUUCAUGCCAGCGGGUCUGUUGUGCCGGGGCGAAGAACUUGGAUCAGGUUUUCCGGUCUGGGUGUACGUAACGGGAGUACCUCGGCUUUGAACAACAAAGAAAAAGAAGAGAAGGGCGUGCGAACCAGUUCCACCGUGGGCGGUGCCAAUCGCCCGGAGGAUAAGAUGAUUGUGAGCUAUUGGGGCAUGCCUCCGGCUAAUCUCACGAAGCAGGACGGCUCGGAAUGGAAAUGGAACAGCUUUAGGCCAUGGGAGACUUAUAAGGCAGACCUAUCGAUCGAUCUGAAGAAGCACCAUUCACCCGUUACGUUCAUGGACAAGUUGGCUUACUGGACCGUCAAAGCACUCAGAUACCCAACUGACAUUUUCUUCCAGAAUCGGUAUGGUUGCCGGGCAAUGAUGCUGGAGACGGUUGCCGCCGUUCCGGGAAUGGUCGGAGGGAUGCUCUUGCACUUGAAGUCCCUGAGGCGAUUCGAGCAUAGUGGGGGUUGGAUUAAGACUCUGUUGGAAGAAGCAGAGAACGAGCGGAUGCAUCUGAUGACGUUCAUGGAGGUAUCGCAGCCCAAGUGGUAUGAGCGAGCUCUGGUCGUCGCCGUUCAAGGAGUAUUCUUCAAUACGUACUUUCUGGGCUACUUGAUCUCUCCCAGAUUCGCUCACCGUGUGGUGGGGUACCUGGAAGAGGAGGCCAUACACUCCUACACCGAAUUCCUCAAGGAAUUGGACAAGGGCAACAUCCAGAACGUCCCGGCUCCGGCCAUCGCCGUCGAUUACUGGCAGUUGCCACCCGACUCCACUCUUCGCGAUGUUGUAAUGGUCGUCAGAGCCGACGAGGCGCAUCACCGCGACGUCAACCACUUUGCUUCUGACAUACACGACCAGGGAUAUGAGCUGAAAGAAUCACCAGCCCCUCUUGGGUAUCACUAGAUCCGAAUUAAUGAAGGAGAUAGUCAUCUAUAUUCUAUAUUUGAUUGUACAUUAAUUAAUGCUUAAAAAAAAGAAUAUCAUA